ACAUAACCUUAAAAAGCCAUUAGUCAACAAAGUACAAAAAAAACAAACAUAUUUUGUGGAUUAGUGCAAGAGUUCAACAAUUUUUCAAAAUGGGAAAACGACAACACCAAAAAGACAAAAUGUACAUAACGUACACCGAAUGGUCCACAUUGUACGGAGGCAAAAAAAUGGGCCAUGGACCCAAAGACGAGAACUUCAGAAGGCUACCCUUCGACCAUUGCUGCUUGUCCCUGCAGCCCUACGAAAUCCCCUACAGCGAUCUGGACGGGAACAUAUUCGAUUUACCAGCGCUCAUACCUUACUUGAAAAAAUUCAAAACCAAUCCGGUAACCGGCAAACCAUUGGAUUUCAAAUCACUGAUUCAACUCAAGUUCACCAGGAAAAGCGAAGGGGAAUUCGAGUGCCCCGUGCUAUUCAAACCUUUCACCAACAGCUCGCACAUCGUAGCUAUCGCAACCAGCGGAAACGUAUUCCUCAUGGAAGCAGUCGAGCAAUUGAACAUCAAAAACAAAAACUGGAAGGAUUUAAUUACUGACGAACCCUUCGAGAGGAAAGACAUCAUCACUUUGCAGGAUCCCCACAACUUGGGGAAGUUUGAUAUUUCGAAAUUCCACCAUGUUAAAAACAAUCACAGAGUUGAAACCGAAGAGGAACUCGCUGAUAAAUCGAACCCACAGGCUCGGCUAAAGUCUAUUAACCCCGAAACUAAAUACACUCUAGAUGAAUUGAACAAGGAAUACAAGAGCCCCACGAUCGAAAUCAACAAAAAGGAAAGUACGGAAAAAGCUGAUAAAUUUAACGCAGCCCAUUAUUCCACCGGAGCUGUGGCUGCGGGCUUUACCUCCACCGUUAUGGCCCCUACGCUCGAACACGAAGCUGCUAUAAUCCACGAAGACGAAGUCAGAUACGAAAGAGUCAAGAAAAAAGGUUACGUUCGGUUGGUUACCAACAUGGGAAACUUAAACCUGGAAUUACAUUGCGAUAUAGUUCCCAAAACGUGCGAAAACUUCAUGAAACAUUGCGAAAAUGGGUAUUACAAUGGCACAAAAUUCCAUAGAUCAAUCAGAAAUUUUAUGAUUCAAGGAGGUGAUCCUACUAAUACGGGAAAUGGUGGUAAAUCGAUUUGGGGUAAUAAAUUCGAAGACGAAUUCAGGCCGAACUUGACUCACACGGGACGAGGGAUAUUAUCUAUGGCGAAUUCGGGGAAACAUACUAACGGAUCUCAGUUCUUUAUUACAUACAGGUCUUGCAAGCAUUUAGAUAACAAACAUACGGUAUUUGGAAAAGUGGUAGGGGGAAUUGAGACUUUGAAUGAAUUCGAAAAAAUCGAAGUCGAUAAUAAGGAUAAGCCCAUUGAAGAUAUUGUACUAAUUAAAGCUCAGAUAUUUGUUAAUCCGUACGAUGAAGCAGAUGAACUGUUGGCGAAAGAAAGGCAAGAUGAAUUAGAGAGAAUCAAGCAGGAGGAAUUGAAGAUUACUGCUAAAAAGAACGCCCAAAAAGAAUUGAAGGUUUUUAGAAAAGGCGUUGGGAAAUAUAUUAAUCCUGGUACAAGUAAAGGGACUAAUCCAGAAGCCUCCGAGUCGGAACCUAGUUCGAAAAAGAUGAAGACGUACAAUACCUUCAAUUUUAAUAAUUGGUAAUAAGUUGUAUUUAAAUAU
Molecule: messenger RNA, 1658 nt
Organism: Phyllotreta striolata
Lineage: Eukaryota; Metazoa; Arthropoda; Insecta; Coleoptera; Chrysomelidae
Source: the annotation of a GenBank genome assembly